Messenger RNA from Loa loa (African eye worm), 6297 nucleotides. RefSeq lists its product as hypothetical. The record is from RefSeq and is a predicted model, not a curated record. The transcript is spliced from 3 exons. Gene Ontology annotation, cellular component: endoplasmic reticulum. The coding region runs from base 1 to 6297 and encodes 2098 amino acids. Lineage: Eukaryota; Metazoa; Nematoda; Chromadorea; Rhabditida; Onchocercidae.
AUGAAACUUGUGCCAACUGAUGCAAAUGGACGACCAGCAUAUUCGGUAAUCGGUCCGAAUGGUGAAUUGCUACUAAGAGGUUAUAGUGGAGAGAUAUUGGAUCCAUAUGGCAAACCAAUCCCUACAAAUGCUGUUGGUAUUCCAGUGAACAGUCAAGGAGAACCUCUUCCACGAGAUAAACAAGGCAAUUUUAUAUAUCCGGCAACUGAUCUUGAUAUUAAAUUACCAUCUACAGAUAAAAUUGGAAAAGCUGUCUAUCCUGUUGUUGAUUCCUAUGGUGAACCUUUGCCUACGAAUGAAGAUGGAGUACUUAUUGAUUUUGAUGGAUCCCCCAUACCAACCAAUAGGUUCGGCUUACCUGUUGAUGAACAUGGAAAAUAUCUACCAAAAGAUGCCAAAGGAAAUUUCAUUUUCGGUACUCCGAUGAGGCCUACUAAUCAGAAGGGCUUCCCGAUAUAUACGGUCAUUGGUCCAGAUGGAAGUUUAUUACCUCAGGAUAGCGAUGGUAACAUUAUUGAUCCUUCCGGACGUCCAAUUCCUACCAGUGAAGAUGGUGUCCCAAUAGACAAUAGAGGACGCCCUUUGCCAAGUGAUAAAACAGGUGUUGUUAUAUUUCCAGCAGGUGGUCUGGAUGCCGAACCUAUGCCUACGGACAAAAAUGGAAAGCCAGUUUAUCCUGUUAUUGGACCUGAUGGCUACCCGUUACCGACAACAGCCGAUCAUGACAUUAUUGGUCAAGAUGGAAAUAUUGUGCCUGUCAAUGCUGCUGGUGUGCCAGCCGAUCAUUGGGGUGAACCUCUGCCACGAAAUAAACAAGGCAAUUUUAUAUAUCCGGCAAGUGGUCUGGAUAUCAAAUUACCAUCUACAGAUAAAUUUGGAAAAGCUGUCUAUCCUGCUGUUGAUUCUCAUGGUGAAUUUUUGCCUACGAAUGAAGAUGGAGUACUUGUUGAUUUUGAUGGAUCCCCGAUACCAACCAAUACAUUCGGCUUACCUGUUGAUGAACAUGGAAAAUCUCUACCGAAAGAUGCCAAAGGAAAUUUCAUUUUCGGUACUCCGAUGAGGCCUACUGGUCAGAGGGGCUUCCCAAUACAUACGGUCAUUGGGCCCAAUGGUGAAUUGUUACCAACCGAGGAAUCAGGCAGAGUGAUUGGUCCUGAUGGACAUCCAAUUUCCAUCGACAGCAAAGGCAGACCAAUCAACAACCGCGGUGAAACGUUACCUACUGAUCGUUCUGGAAAUUUUUUGUAUCCACUCAGAGGUCUCGGCGCCAAAUUACUUCCCACCGACAGUAAUGGACUACCUAUUUACCCAGUGAUAGAUUCUGAUGGACGAAUAUUGCCCACAAAUGACAGGGGAUUACCGCUCGAUGGUCAAGGGGAACCUUUGCCGACCAAUGCAGCAGGAGUUCCAAUUGACGACCAUGGAAAACCAUUGCCUAUUGAUUCUAACGGCAAUCUAGUAUAUAGGGAAGAAGUCCAGAAGCCCUUGGCGACUGAAGAGAUGUAUCCUGUAAUUGGACCUGAUGAAGAGCUGCUACCAGAUGACGGAGUUGGUGUUACUGUUGAUGGCCAAUCGAGUCCAACAGACAAAGGAAUUCCAGUAGGUGAUAUUGGUCGACCACUGUCAGAGGAUUUCAGCGACAAAAUGAUUCAAGUUGGACCAAAUAUCGAAUCAUUGCCAACCGAUUCGAAUGGUCGGCCAGUAUAUCCAGUAGUUGGACCAGACCGGGAACCGCUGCCGACCAAUGAAGAUGGAGCCGUUGUUGACAAAAACGGCCUGGUUAUACCAACUAAUGCUGGUGGCGUACCUGUCGACGAAAAAGGCGUACCAUUACCCACAGAUGAAAACGGAAAGAUGAUAUAUCAAAAACCGGCCGUCGAAGCGCAUGCUACAGAAAGAUUAGGUAGACCGACAUACAAUGUGAUUGGACCUGAUGGCAAUUACUUGUUGCUAGAUGGUGAUGGUGCUGUUUUAGACCCUGACGGUAAACCGAUUCCGACAGACGAGAGUGGGGUUCUUGUUGAUAUGAAGGGUAGGCCUUUGCCGAAAGAUCGCGAUGGGAAUAUAAUAUACAUAGCAAAAGGACUGGAUAUGAAACCAUUGCCUACAGACCAAAAUGGAAAACCAAUUUACUCAAUUAUGGGACGAGAUAAGGUACCGUUGCCGACGAACGAGGUUGGUCGUCCUGUCGAUGGGAAGGGUAAACCGAUACCGACAAAUGCUGCUGGUGUACCAAUUGGUAACAACGGUAAACCGCUACCAACCAAGGGGAAUCUGUAUUAUCUUGCAACUAGUAUGCCAAUGGCAUCUAGCCGGCCAGUUAUAGGACCAGAAAGAAUGCCUUUGCCGACCAGUAGCGAUAGUUCAAUAUUUGGAACUCAUGGAAAAUUGUUGGUAACAGACCAGAGUGGGUGGCCUUUGGACAAGCCUUUGCCGACAGAUGUUUACAAUAACAUUAUAUAUCCGGUAAAGUUACCUGAUGGUUCAACUCUGCCAAUUGAUUCACAUGGCAGACCAAUUUAUCCGGUGAUUGGACCAAAUGGAGAAUUAUUGCCAACCACGGAGGGUGGUUUGAUCAUCGGGUUAGGCGGCAGUCCACUACCAACGAACUUUGCCGGAAAACCUGUUGGACCAGAUGCGUCAUUGCUGCCCACUGAUGAAAUAGGCCGAUUCAUACAUCUGCCUCCUGAGGAACCAUUGUCGACGUUUGUAACGAACGAAUAUGGUCAUAUCGUCCACCCGAUCGUGGAUACGGAUGGUAGGCCUUUAGCUAAGGAUGACAGUGGCGCGCACAUCACGAAAAAUGGUAUCCCAGUAGAACUCAAUGAGAAUCAUCUUCCCAUUGAUCCUGAUGGUAAUGUUCUACCAACAGAUUCAAGAGGAAAUUACAUUUUUCCGGAUCUGGAUGUUAUGGGAAGAAUACUGCCUACGGAUAAGACUAGUCGAGUAGUAAUUGGUCCAAAUGGACAACUUCUUGCUACUGAUUCAAGCGGUGCUGUUGUUGGGCCAGAUGGUGAACUACUGCCAACAAAUAAGCUCGGGAAACUAGUAAAACCAAACGGUAAACCUCUUCCAACGGAUGAUGAAGGACGUUUUAUUUACAGUGAAGUUGCUGGAACUCAUUUUACGGAAAAGGUGAUUAUCAAUGUUAUUGAUAGUGAAGGUAGACCGUUGCCCACUGAUCAAUUUGGUCGAUACUUACUAGCACCGAACCAUCCCCUUCAACAGGAUCGUUUUGGUAGAUUGAUCGGACCAGACGGUCAACCACUUCCCACUGACGGUUCUGGUAACUACGUGUAUCCAGAGAAAAUGAAAUACCCGAAUGAAGUGGAUGAUUUCGGACGUCCACUACCAACCAACGAAGACGGUUUCUAUCUGCGAAAGGAUGGUUCGAUAAUUACAACAGAAUCGAUAGGCCUGAUGAUGAAUGGGCAAGGUGUGGUACUGCCUACUGACGAACAUGGUAUUUUCACUACGUCAAAAUUUCCGAUGCAAACGAAAUCAUACCAGAUUUUAGAUGAACAAAAUCAAAUACUGCCAACUGAUGAGGUUGGUAAUUUCUUAAAUCGUGAGGGGUAUCCGAUUGCUGAAAAUGAAGAGGGGAAACCAGUAUCUGCAGAUGGAGUAGUGUUACCUAUCGCCGAAACGGGUCAUUACAUCUUUGAUACUACUCGACAAAAACCUAUGGUAUCAUCGGAAAAGUUGUUACCAACUGACAAGAACGGUCAACCAAUCACCCAAGAAAGAGAAGAAGCACAGCUGAGCGAAAAGGUCCGAUUGCCAGGGCUUAGUGAUGGCAUCCUACCAACAGAUGAAUAUGGUAAAUAUAUUUACCCGAUAUUAAAGCCAGAUGGAAAACCGUAUCCAACAGACCGAGGACAUCGCCCGAUUUAUCCAAUUAUUGGAUAUGACGGCGAACUUCUACCAACGAAUGACGAAGGAUUGGCACUUGAUCUUGAGGGAUAUCCGAUCCCGACUGAUAGUGUUGGACGUCCACUGGACGAAAACGGUGUAAUAUUGCCAGUGGAUUCUAAAGGAAAUGUAAUUUAUGACAGUGGAAAAAAGAAUUGUGAUACGCAUGUGGGCGUUAUGGAUAUUGCAUUGGUAAUUAACGUGGAGACUCUGAAUCAUGACAGUUUCGAACACAUUAGGAGGGUGAUUCAGGAUCUAGUGGAUAAACACUUCGACCUUGCACCGGAUAUGACACAAUUUGCGCUGGUUAAAUAUAGUGGAACUGCUGAGGUACCAAUUACUUUAGGUGGUUACAACGAAAAAAUGGAACUGUUGGAAGAGUUAAGUCGAAUCAAAAUUGAUCAUAUCAAAGAGCACCCCAGAUUGAUUGUCGGAGUAAGUGCUGCCAAACAACAGUUCACAUUGUUUGGUCGCGAGGACGCUAGUAAGCUGAUGAUAGUGAUAACUGAUGGGCAAGAUAUAUAUUCGGAGGAUCGCUUUAAAGACAACAUUAUCCCAAUGCUUGUUAUUGGCAGGAGAGAAUUUGAAGAAGAAAUUAAGGACUGGACUAAAUCCUAUAUCUUAUUAGAUUCUUGGGAACAACUACGAGCUGAUUCUAUUGCUAAAAUGAUCGGAAAGGAAUGCUUGCUAGGGAAAAUUUUCAUCCCAACGAAGAAAGCAUUCCCAAAACCGAGAUCUGAAAAGUCCGAAAACUUUGCUAGUUCACCAUUUCCAACCGACAAACUUGGUCGUAUUAUAGUAGUACCAACUAGUGAGCGAAUCUUUCUGUCUACCGAUGAAUACGGUCACAUGAUAUAUCCUAUAAAAGAUGCUGCUGGUAGACUUCUUCCCGUAAAUGAAAACGGUUUAAUGAUGGACAGACUUGGGCGGUUAGUUGAAUUCAAUGAUUAUGGUAAACCAAUUGGUCCAGACAGGAGGCCGUUGCCAACAGAUGAAUCUGGAACAUAUAUUUAUCCUGUACUUGACAGCAAUGGCAAACCUGUAUCCAUUGAUGCAGACAGUAUUAAUGAGAAGCCAUUAUCCACUGAUCAGGAUGGUCUACCCGUAGACGUCACUGGACGAUCGAUUGGCGCGAAUUUGGCUGGAAGAUACAGUGACCUUCAAGGAUCGCCAUAUCCAUUUAAUAGCAAUGAAAAAAUUACGGCAAAAAGAACAGGAAAAAUAACAGAUACAACUGAUUAUCCAGUUAUCGAUCCGGAUAAUAUCCUAUUAUCAAGGGAUGCCUCGGACGUUUACGUAAACAAUGUUGAAGGGGUAAUUGAACGUGAUAAUAAUGGGAAACCUCUAGGGUCUGAUGAAAAACUGGUGCCGACCAGUGACAUAGGAGGAUUCAUUUAUCCAAAACUCAGUCAGAAUGGGAAGCUUCCACGAAAUGAUUUACCAGACAAAGUGUUGCCGUCCAAUGGAUACAGCCGAGUCUAUUUGGAGGAUCCAGAUGAUAAACUACUCGCCACUGACGAAUCUGGAAACUUUAUCAACAGUCAAAAUAGAUCGUUACUCAUCGAAAUAGACCAGGAAGGUACGUCAGUAGGUGUUAAAGUUAAGCCAGAUCAGAUGCCAAAAGGACAAAAACCAAUUGUUGAUUUGUUGGGAAGAUCCCUACCUACUAACAAACAUGGCGAUUCGAUAUAUGCAGAUGGUGGUGUAGUACCUACAAAUGCUUUGAAACAACCCUUUGAUCGAGAUGGUUCUUUGGUGCCAGUUGAUCAUCAUGAACAAUACGUAUCUGAUUACAUGCCAAAUAGAACCGUUUUACGAGAAACGGAACUUUUGGCAGAAGCCUCAACAUGUGAUAAGAUUAAAGGAUCUGUGAACAUAAUUUUUAUGGUGGAAUCUUCAAGUGCUACAGAAACGAAUCUUAAUAAAAUUAAAUUUUCGUUGGUAAAUUUUAUUGAAGAAAAUAUUAAUUGGAGCAUUGCUAAAGUCGGUAUGGUUUCCUACGGUAAUACAGUGGAUGUCAACCUGGAUAUCGGAAAUUACCAGAGUUACGAUGAUUUGAAAGAAUCCAUUCUCAGUUCGCCACUUAUCGGCGGUGCAGCAUCUGGUGAUGAACAUGCAUUCAGAACUACUCUUCAGCUCUUCCGUGAAAAUUAUAACAAUAACAAUGGAGAAUUAAUCGUACAUAUCUUUAAGACUCCGCUCAGCAAAGAUGCUCAAGUAAUUGCUAAUCAUUUGAAAGUAAACGAAACUAUUUCAAUUUUAUCACUUGGACCAGAUCAAUGGUAUCGAUUGAAGAAUGAUGAAGAAAUCAAAAAAUUACGAAGCAAUUUGUGCUUAAUGUUGAUGAAGAGUCAUCUGGCACAAAUUAGGAAGCCUAAUGGUUAG